Nelumbo nucifera (sacred lotus) is the source of this 1834-nucleotide messenger RNA. RefSeq names its product 4-hydroxyphenylpyruvate dioxygenase (gene PDS1). The record is from RefSeq and is a predicted model, not a curated record. Lineage: Eukaryota; Viridiplantae; Streptophyta; Magnoliopsida; Proteales; Nelumbonaceae. Gene Ontology annotation, biological process: L-tyrosine catabolic process. Gene Ontology annotation, molecular function: 4-hydroxyphenylpyruvate dioxygenase activity.
UGAUUUGGACAUCCGGGUUUUGAUUUUUCUUUUUUUGGUAAUGGGUUUUGGUUUGAAAUCUUACCCGAGUUCUACAGAGAUCACAUGUUUCGUACUACACUGUGCUACCUGAAAUCUGAAAACCACGGCAAAUGUAGAUAAUCAAGAUGAACCACCCAAGAGUGUGCAACGUGACAACCGAUUUCUCGAUCAGUCGAUCUCUCUCUCUCUCUCCUCCCCAAGUCCCCAACUUGUGGAUAUCUGUAAACGCUAAACAGCUAAGGCCGCAACUUCGCCACAUCGCUCUCUUCUUGCGCUACAAACGAAACUUGGUGAGACAGAGACAGAGAGCAGAAGAAGCAGAAAUGGUGACAGCAGUAGAGAAGAAGACGGAGCAUGUUACCAACGGAGCGCCAGGGUUCAAGCUGGUGGGAUACGCCAACUUCGUACGCCACAACCUCAAGUCCGACCGGUUCCAUGUAAAGCGCUUCCAUCACAUCGAGUUCUGGUGUACAGAUGCUACCAACUCUGCUCGUAGGUUCUCAUGGGGCCUCGGCAUGCCCAUCGUCGCCAAAUCCGACCUCUCCACCGGAAAUCUCGUGCACGCAUCUUACCUCCUCCGCUCCGGUGAUCUCGACUUUCUAUUCACCGCUCCUUACUCCCCCUCAAUUACCGGAAACCUGACCAACACCGCCUCAAUCCCCACCUUCAACCACUCCGCCGCCCGCUCCUUCUCCGCUUCUCACGGACUCGCUGUCCGAGCUAUCUCGAUUGAAGUCGAAGACGCUACGUCUGCGUUCAACAUCAGCGUUGCUCAUGGCGCGAAACCGUCGUCACCCCCCGUUGAAAUCGGUGAUGGUGUCGUCCUCUCCGAGAUCCAUCUCUACGGUGACGCCAUCUUACGCUACAUCAGCCGCAAAAACCCUAACUUAAAUCUAAUCUUCUUGCCCGGAUUCGAGAAAUACGAAGAAGGUUCAUCGUACCCACUGGAUUUCGGAAUCCGACGGUUGGAUCACGCGGUGGGGAACGUUACGAAUUUAGCGGAGGCAGUGUCGUACGUGAAAGAGUUUACUGGGUUUCACGAGUUUGCCGAGUUUACGGCGGAAGACGUCGGGACGAGUGAGAGCGGACUGAACUCAGUUGUUCUAGCGAGCAACGACGAGAUGGUAUUAUUGCCGAUGAACGAGCCGGUGUUUGGAACGAAACGGAAGAGUCAAAUACAGACGUAUUUGGAGCACAACGAGGGACCGGGGGUGCAGCACUUGGCUCUGGUAACUGAAGAUAUAUUCAGGACAUUGAGGGAGAUGAGGCGGCGAAGUGCGGUUGGUGGUUUCGAGUUCAUGCCGUCGCCGCCGCCGACAUAUUACCGGAAUUUGAAGAACAGGGCCGGAGACGUAUUGACGGACGAGCAGAUAAAGGAGUGCGAGGAUCUGGGGAUUUUGGUGGACAGAGAUGAUCAGGGCGUCUUGCUUCAGAUUUUCACCAAACCCGUCGGCGAUAGGCCAACCAUAUUUAUAGAGAUAAUCCAGAGAAUCGGGUGCAUGGUGAAGGAUGAGGAAGGAAAGACAUACCAAAAGGGAGGGUGUGGAGGAUUUGGGAAGGGAAAUUUCUCGGAGCUCUUCAAAUCCAUUGAGGAAUACGAGAAGACCCUUGAGGUGGCCAAGCAGAUUACCAAGCCAGCUGCUGCAUGAGAAAAAUCAUUUCUUUCUUUCUUUCUUUCUUUCUUUCUUUCUUUAUCUUAGUAGAAGAAAACAACUUGAAAUUUGAAGUUUAUAUGUUCUUUAUGCCGUUCUAUCAAAUGGAUAAUUAUAAUCCGUUCUUACUAAGCAAUAUUUAUAACAUAUAUAGGUCCCAA